Molecule: messenger RNA, 3141 nt
Organism: Telopea speciosissima
Lineage: Eukaryota; Viridiplantae; Streptophyta; Magnoliopsida; Proteales; Proteaceae
Product: probable copper-transporting ATPase HMA5
Exons: 6
Coding region: 153-3113 (986 amino acids)
Biological process (GO): monoatomic cation transport
Cellular component (GO): membrane
Molecular function (GO): copper ion binding; ATPase-coupled monoatomic cation transmembrane transporter activity; ATP hydrolysis activity
Source: RefSeq, a predicted model, not a curated record
AAAUGUCUAAACCCUACGCUACGUGAUCGCUUCUUCUUGUUUCAGUUUCUUAAACAAAUUGGAGUUAUCCAGGGAAGAGAGGAAGGAAGGUACAGAGGGAGAGAGGCUUGCAGAGCUUUGUUGUUGGAGACUUGGAGUGGAGGAAGGAGAUCAUGGCAACCAAAUUUUUGGCUUUAGCUUGUAUAAGGAACAAUGAGAACUACGAUAGAGAUUUGUCUCCUCGACCACAUUACCCUUCGAUGCCUAAGUACCCUAAGGGUUUCGCCGUUCAGGAUAGCAUCGAGGUCUCCGAGGCUAAGGCUCUCUUCUCCGUUAUUGGAAUGACCUGUUCUGCUUGUGCUGGUUCCGUGGAGAAAGCCAUCAAACGGCUUCCGGGAAUCCGUGAUGCUGCUGUUGACGUUUUGAACAACAGAGCUCUGGUUCUGUUUUAUCCUGAUUUCGUCAGUGAGGAAACAAUUCAAGAGGCUAUCAAAGAUGUUGGAUUUGAGGCAACAUUGAUCAAGGAUGAGGUGAAUGAGAGAUCCAUGCAAGCAUGUCGAUUACGUAUAAAAGGAAUGACUUGUACCUCAUGCUCAAGAACUAUUGAAUCUGCUCUGCAAGGUAUUAAAGGUGUGAAUAAAGCCCAAGUUGCAUUAGCAACUGAAGAAGCAGAGAUCUGUUUUGAUCCAAAGAUUGUGAGCCACAACCAGCUCCUUGAAGCAGUUGAGCACAUUGGUUUUGAAGCCAUACUUAUUAGAACAGGGGAAGACAGGAGCAAGAUACAGCUAAAAGUAGAUGGAGUACGCACCGAUCAUUCAAUGAUGAUGAUAGAAAAUUCUCUACAAGCACUUCCAGGAGUUUAUGAUGUGACAAUUGAUCCAACGUUUCAUAGAAUUUCCAUUUCUUACAAGCCAGAUGAAACAGGACCACGGACUUUCAUCCAAGUUAUAGAGUCAACUGGCUCUGGGAGUUUCAAAGCAAUGAUAUUCCCUGAAGGAGGGGGAAGAGAUUCUCUUAGGCGAGAGGAGAUUAAGAACUACUAUAAAUCCUUUCUAUGGAGUCUUGUUUUUACCAUCCCGGUGUUCCUUACCUCUAUGGUCUUCAUGUAUAUCCCCGGUAUUAAGCAAGGACUUGAUGCUAAAGUGAUCAACAUGUUAACCAUUGGAGAGAUUUUGAGGUGGAUACUAUCUACCCCUGUACAAUUCAUUAUUGGUUGGAGAUUUUACUCUGGGUCCUUUAAGGCAUUGCGACACGGCUCUGCAAAUAUGGACGUUUUGAUUGCACUUGGAACCAAUGCAGCCUACUUCUAUUCUGUCUACUCAGUGUUGAGAGCUGCUACGUCAGAGGAAUUCAAGUCUACAGAUUUCUUUGAGACGAGCUCAAUGCUCAUUUCCUUUAUUUUACUGGGGAAGUAUUUGGAGGUUUUGGCCAAGGGGAAGACAUCUGAAGCCAUUGCUAAGCUUAUGGAUUUGGCACCUGAGGCAGCAACUCUAUUAACUAUGGACAGUGAGGGAAAUAUGAUACGUGAGCAAGAAAUUGAUAGUCGAUUGAUACUGAAGAAUGAUGUGAUCAAGAUAAUGCCUGGUGCAAAAGUUGCUUGUGAUGGUUUUGUUAUAUGGGGUCAAAGUCAUGUCAAUGAAAGCAUGAUAACAGGAGAAGCCAGGCCAGUGGCCAAAAGGAAAGGUGAUAUAGUAAUUGGAGGGACUGUGAAUGAGAAUGGGGUGUUACAUGUUCAGGCAACCCGAGUUGGAUCUGAGACUGCUCUCUCACAGAUUGUUCGACUUGUUGAAUCAGCACAAAUGGCCAAAGCUCCUGUCCAGAAAUUUGCUGACCGUAUCUCAAAAUAUUUUGUGCCUUUGGUUAUUAUCCUUGCAUUCUGCACUUGGCUUGCCUGGUUUUUAGCUGGAAAAUUUAAUGGCUAUCCAAAGUCUUGGAUACCAUCCUCCAUGGAUGGCUUUCAGCUUUCUCUUCAAUUUGGCAUCUCUGUCAUGGUCAUAGCCUGCCCUUGCGCUCUAGGUCUGGCAACUCCCACAGCAGUUAUGGUUGGUACAGGAGUUGGUGCUUCUCAAGGUGUAUUAAUCAAAGGUGGUCAAGCAUUGGAAAGUGCACAUAAGGUGAACUGCAUUGUGUUUGACAAAACGGGAACCCUCACCAUUGGAAAACCAGUGGUUGUAAGCACAAGGCUCUUGAAAAACAUGGUCCUUCGUGAUUUGUAUGAACUGGUUGCUGCAGUUGAGGUUAACAGUGAACAUCCACUGGCUAAGGCUAUAGUUGAGUAUGCCAAGAAAUUCAGAGAAGAUGAAGAGAACCAUGUGUGGCCAGAAGCACGAGACUUUGUCUCCAUUACAGGUCAUGGUGUGAAAGCAACUGUUCAAAACAAAGAAAUAGUUGUCGGAAACAAGAGCCUGAUGUUGGACUCUGGGAUAUCCGUUCAAGUUGAUGCCGAAGAACUCCUAGUAGAAACUGAAGAGCUGGCACAAACAGGAAUCCUGGUAUCUAUUGAUCGGGAGGUCGUGGGACUGAUAGCCAUAUCUGACCCAUUGAAGCCUGGAGUGCCGGAUGUCAUUUCCAUUCUCAAGUCUAUGGAUGUUAGAAGUAUUAUGGUGACAGGUGACAAUUGGGGAACUGCAAAUGCCAUCGCCAAGGAGGUUGGAAUUGAGACUGUUGUUGCUGAAGCCAAACCUGAACAGAAAGCAGAGAAAGUGAAGGAGUUACAGGCCAUGGGACUAACGGUGGCAAUGGUUGGAGAUGGUAUCAAUGACUCGCCAGCACUAGUGGCUGCUGAUGUGGGAAUGGCAAUUGGUGCUGGCACAGACAUUGCCAUUGAGGCAGCUGACAUUGUUCUGAUGAAGAGCAACUUGGAGGAUGUGAUAACUGCCAUUGACCUCUCCAGGAAAACCUUCUCUCGUAUCCAUAUGAACUACUUCUGGGCACUGGGUUAUAAUCUAUUCGGCAUCCCAAUCGCUGCUGGGGCCCUUUUCCCAUCCACUGGUUUCCGUCUACCACCAUGGGUUGCUGGAGCUGCAAUGGCAGCCUCUUCAGUUAGUGUUGUUUGCUGGUCUCUAUUGUUGAAGAAUUACAGAAAACCCAAGAAGUUGGAUACCCUUGAGAUUAGAGGAAUCAAAGUUGAGUAGCCAGUUAUUAUCAAGUGGAGCUGAAUAU